AACUGGCAGGCACAUUUAUAUUUGAGAGAGACCUUCACGUUUCCAUCAAGAAUUUGAGCAAGGGAAUUUCGUGCUAGGGUACACAGAACGCUCCUUCUCUGUCUCUGGCGCCGCUUCGUCUCUCGCUCUUCCGCCCUACGGUUAUUAAAUUCUGAUUGUUCAAAAAUGGCUGAUGCUCAUGAUACUGAUAAGAACAUUGAGGUGUGGAAGAUCAAGAAAUUGAUCAAAGCCUUGGAGGCUGCUCGAGGAAAUGGGACUAGCAUGAUUUCUCUUAUCAUGCCCCCACGUGAUCAAAUAUCUCGUGUCACCAAGAUGCUUGGUGAUGAGUUUGGAACUGCUUCAAACAUAAAAAGCAGAGUGAACCGGCAGUCUGUGCUUGGUGCAAUCACGUCUGCUCAGCAGAGACUUAAGCUUUAUAACAAGGUUCCUUCAAACGGGCUUGUUCUGUAUACCGGGACAAUUGUAACAGAAGAUGGAAAGGAGAAGAAGGUGACCAUCGAUUUUGAGCCAUUUAGACCUAUCAAUGCAUCUCUCUAUCUUUGUGACAACAAGUUUCAUACAGAAGCUCUCAAUGAGCUUCUGGAAUCUGAUGACAAGUUUGGUUUUAUAGUCAUGGAUGGCAAUGGCACACUUUUUGGGACGUUGAGUGGCAAUACAAGAGAGGUGCUUCAUAAAUUUAGUGUGGAUCUACCAAAGAAGCAUGGAAGAGGAGGUCAGUCAGCCCUACGAUUUGCCCGUCUUCGGAUGGAGAAGCGCCAUAACUAUGUGAGGAAGACUGCAGAGCUUGCUACACAGUUUUAUAUUAAUCCUGCUACCAGUCAGCCCAAUGUUUCAGGAUUAAUUCUUGCUGGUUCAGCAGACUUUAAAACCGAGCUUAGCCAGUCAGAUAUGUUUGAUCCUAGACUUCAGGCAAAAAUACUUAAUGUUGUUGAUGUAUCUUAUGGAGGGGAGAAUGGCUUCAAUCAGGCCAUUGAACUCUCAUCAGAAAUUCUGGCCAAUGUGAAGUUCAUCCAGGAGAAACGCUUGAUUGGGAAAUACUUCGAGGAGAUCAGUCAGGAUACUGGUAAGUAUGUUUUUGGGGUUGAUGAUACUCUUAAAGCGCUGGAGAUGGGUGCAGUUGAGACACUUAUUGUCUGGGAAAGUCUGGAUAUAAAUAGAUACGUAUUGAAACACAGCACUACUGGUGAAAUUGUCAUAAAACACUUAAACAAGGAACAAGAAGCCAACCAGGAAAAUUUUCGGGAUUCUGCUAGCAAUGCUGACUAUGAGGUUCAGGAAAAGAUGUCUCUCCUGGAGUGGUUUGCUAAUGAGUACAGACGGUUUGGCUGCACUCUUGAGUUUGUCACUAAUAAAUCACAAGAGGGCUCACAGUUUUGUCGGGGUUUUGGCGGUAUAGGGGGAAUUCUGCGCUACCAGCUUGAUAUGAGAUCAUUUGAUGACUUCUCUGAUGGUGAAAAUGUGUAUGAUGAUUCUGAAUAGCAAUCAAUGAAUUACUUCCCAUUACUGGUGCAGGAGAUGGAGGUGAAAAUACCUGCACCAGUAUGUGAAGUGGUCGCACAUGCUGCGACUGCUUGGACUCCUGUGGUAUUGCAUGGAAAAGUUGAUUCUCAAUCAAGAUGCUCUGCCUCCUUGAUGCUUUUCUCACAUCCAAGCUACUCUAGUCCACAGCCUUGUGUAUCCACAUGUCGGCAACACCAACCAUUGCCAUUGCCCUCAUCUAGAAAAUCAGGUUCGUUGCACUCUGUUUCCACUCCAAAAGGAGAGCAUCAAAUUGGGCUUGCAUCAAAAAGGGAACCUGAUAUCAUCGAAGUGGUUGGUCCAAUCUGUCUCUGCGACUGUGCAUAGCAUUGAUGAAGGGGAAAAUGCUCAGGUAGAUUAUCUGCCAGGAGGAGGUUCCAACGUCGACUCACAAUGAUGCUCGAGCCAAGUUCUCUGGCACCUAGUCUAAUGAGUGUGUCUGUGUUGAAACUUACUUUCAUAGUACUUGGUGUAUGAUCGAGUCUGGGUCGAAUCUUAUUCCUGUAUCCGCGUUGUGUUGAUACUUAUGGUACUUCCGGGUAUUGUGUUGGUCGGGAUCUGUGGCUUUUAAAGAUUUCUUUAUGAUAUGUGAUGUGAAGGUAUGGAAGUUAAGAACUUUGUGAAUCA
Messenger RNA from Prosopis cineraria, 2145 nucleotides. RefSeq names its product eukaryotic peptide chain release factor subunit 1-3-like. Gene Ontology annotation, biological process: cytoplasmic translational termination. Lineage: Eukaryota; Viridiplantae; Streptophyta; Magnoliopsida; Fabales; Fabaceae. The transcript is spliced from 6 exons. The coding region runs from base 166 to 1479 and encodes 437 amino acids. The record is from RefSeq and is a predicted model, not a curated record. Gene Ontology annotation, cellular component: cytosol; translation release factor complex. Gene Ontology annotation, molecular function: translation release factor activity, codon specific; sequence-specific mRNA binding.